Messenger RNA from Lolium perenne, 744 nucleotides. RefSeq names its product chalcone synthase-like. The record is from RefSeq and is a predicted model, not a curated record. NCBI's taxonomy places the organism in Eukaryota, Viridiplantae, Streptophyta, Magnoliopsida, Poales, Poaceae. Gene Ontology annotation, biological process: polyketide biosynthetic process. Gene Ontology annotation, molecular function: acyltransferase activity, transferring groups other than amino-acyl groups.
CACAAGGAGCUGCUCAACGCCUACCCCCACUUUCACUUCCUCCAUCGCGGACAGCCGUCCUGGACGACCGGCUGUAGAUUGCAGCCGCCGCUGCUCCAGAAAUUGCCUACCCGCACACCCUUGUCGGCCAGGCGUCGUUCGGCGACGGCGCAGGCGUGGUCAUCGUCGGCGCUGACGCCGUGGAACCCGUCGAACGCCCGCUCUUCGAGAUGGUAUCCGCUUCGCAGACCGUGGUUCCAGGCACCGACCAUGUCCUCACCAUGCGGCUCACGGAAGGCGGCCUCGACGGGCACCUCCUCACCAGGGAGCUGAUACCCAUAGCGGCUGAAAACAUCGAGCUGUGUCUAUCGGGCGCGUUCGGGCAGCUUGGGGUUGGCGUUGAAUGGAACGACCUCUUCUGGGCGGUUCACCCCGGCAUGCGUGCAAUCCUGGACCACAUCGAUAGUGCUCUGGCGUUGGAACCAGGGAAGUUGGCAGCGAGCAGGACUGUGCUAAGAGAGUACGGCAACAUGCUUGGCGCCACGGUGAUCUUUGUGCUCAAUGAGCAACGGCGCCGAAUGGAGGAGGACGGAGAAGGGGGCGAGUGGGGUGUCAUGAUGGGAUUUGGACCGGGGUUCACUAUUGAGACCAUGGUGCUGCAUGCUACCAGGAACCUCAAGGAAAAUUAACGCUUGUUUCAAAUAUACAAAGCUACUCCUUUCAAACUUAGUUUGAAAAUUAAGAAAUAAGGUACUACAGUUAAUC